Molecule: messenger RNA, 458 nt
Organism: Rhodotorula graminis WP1
Lineage: Eukaryota; Fungi; Basidiomycota; Microbotryomycetes; Sporidiobolales; Sporidiobolaceae
Product: FK506-binding protein 1
Exons: 8
Coding region: 45-374 (109 amino acids)
Molecular function (GO): peptidyl-prolyl cis-trans isomerase activity
Source: RefSeq, a predicted model, not a curated record
ACCUCUCCCCCUCAACCUCAACCUUCUCCUCUACCGCACGCAACAUGGGCGUCACUGUUGAGACCAUUUCGGCCGGAGACGGCAAGAACUUCCCCAAGAAGGGCGACAACGUCACCAUCGACUACACGGGCCGGCUGGAGAGCACUGGCGCCAAGUUCGACUCGUCGGUCGACCGCGGCACGCCCUUCCAGACCGCCAUCGGCGUCGGCCGUGUCAUCAAGGGCUGGGACGAGGGCGUCCCGCAGCUCUCGCUCGGCCAGAAGGCCAAGCUCAUCUGCACGCCCGACUACGCGUACGGCGAGCGUGGCUUCCCUCCCGUCAUCCCGGCCAACUCGACCCUCGUCUUCGAGGUCGAGCUCCUCAAGAUCAACUAAGCGGUGCCACGUCGCCGAGCUGUAAAGGCCGACUGUCAAGGGCCGCAGCUGCGUUAUCUGAAAACGAGAAGUUGUCCAGUCCGA